Oryza brachyantha (malo sina) is the source of this 4174-nucleotide messenger RNA. Its product is annotated as protein MEI2-like 4. Gene Ontology annotation, molecular function: RNA binding. Bases 555 to 3536 code for a protein of 993 amino acids. NCBI's taxonomy places the organism in Eukaryota, Viridiplantae, Streptophyta, Magnoliopsida, Poales, Poaceae. The record is from RefSeq and is a predicted model, not a curated record. The transcript is spliced from 15 exons.
UUAGUCUCGGUGUCCCACCACCGCCUGCGCCUCCUCGCCCUUGGGUUGCUUCGUCUCGCCGCGCCGCGCCGGAGCGACGGGUUCCGGCGGGACUCCGGCGGGGAAGUAGAAGGAGGCGGAGCGGGGGAGGGGCGGGGUGGAAAUGGGGAGCGGCGGACGGGGGGAGGGGCACGUCGUCGUCGUCGUCGUCGCUGCCGCUGUUGCUGCUGCUGCUGUUGUUGCGUCCCUCUAGGGUUAGGUAGGGGCGUGGUAGCUUUCUCCCCCAUUUUUUUUUUUCUUCUCUUGGUUCUUGUUCUUGUUGCUGCUGUUCUUCCCCUCUCUCUCGCGCGCGCUCCACCUCCGGCCCGUCGCGUCUUGGGGGGGCUCCUCCUCGCCGGUGGCGUCGUCGCAUUGGGGGUGCUGCGGCGUGGGGGUGCGUGAUCCGGGCCGUCUUCCAGCUCGGCGAGGGUGGGGGGAUGGGGGCAUCUGCUGCUCCGACUGGUGCUGCGGCCGCUCUGGAAUUGGUGUCGGGCUUUUGGUUUUGAAGGAGGAGGUGACCGCUGGCGCCGAUCUGGAUGCCAUCUCAGGUCAUGGAUCAGAGGCAUCACCUGUCCCAGUACAGCCACCCCACCUUGGCUGCAUCAUCCUUCUCGGAGGAGCUUCGUCUCCCCACAGAGAGGCAAGUUGGAUUUUGGAAGCCAGAGUCGUUACAUCAUCACAUGGGAAGCAAGUCAGUUGCAUCUUCACCAAUUGAAAAACCUCAACCUAUUGGGACAAAGACAGCUGGUCCAUAUAAGCUAAGAGAUCAGGGAGCUGCAUUUAGCCUUGAGCACAAGCUGUUCGGUCAAGAUAGGCAUGUUAACUUGCCACCAUCUCCUUGGAGACCUGAUCAAGAACCUGGCCGCCAAACUGACUCAUCUUUGAAGUCGGCAGCUUUAUUUUCUGAUGGGAGGAUUAAUCCAAACGGGGCCUACAACGAGAAUGGGCUUUUCUCAAGUUCCGUAUCUGAUAUCUUUGACAAGAAAUUGAGAUUAACAUCCAAGAAUGGUCUUGUUGGUCAGUCAAUUGAAAAGGCUGACCUAAAUCAUGUUGAUGAUGAGCCCUUCGAGUUGACGGAGGAAAUUGAGGCCCAAAUAAUUGGAAAUCUGCUUCCUGAUGAUGAUGACCUGUUAUCAGGUGUUCUUGAUGAAGUUGGUUAUGCAACCAACGCUAACAAUCGGGAUGAUGCUGAUGAUGAUAUAUUCUACAGUGGAGGUGGGAUGGAGCUAGAAACUGAUGAAAAUAAAAAACUGCAAGAAUUUAAUGGCAGUGCUAACGAUGGACUGGGUUUGUUAAAUGGUGAACAUCCAUAUCGAGAACAGCCUUCGAGAACUCUCUUUGUUCGAAACAUUAACAGCAACGUUGAGGACUCUGAAUUGAAGCUCCUAUUUGAGCAUUUUGGAGAUAUCCGUGCCCUUUACACUGCCUGUAAACAUCGUGGUUUUGUGAUGAUAUCUUACUAUGAUAUAAGGUCAGCACUAAAUGCCAAGAUGGAACUUCAAAACAAGCCACUGAGACGUAGGAAACUUGACAUACAUUAUUCCAUUCCGAAGGACAAUCCUUCGGAGAAAGAUAUUAACCAGGGUACUAUUGUGCUUUUUAACGUUGAUCUAUCUUUAACAAAUGAUGAUCUACAUAAGAUUUUUGGUGACUACGGUGAAAUAAAGGAGAUUCGCGAUACUCCACAGAAGGGUCAUCACAAAAUAAUAGAAUUUUAUGAUGUCAGAGCAGCUGAAUCUGCACUUCGUGCAUUAAAUAGGAAUGAUAUUGCAGGCAAGAAAAUCAAAUUGGAAACCAGCCGUCUGGGUGCUACUAGGCGCUUGUCGCAGCAUAUGUCUUCAGAGUUGUGUCAGGAGGAGUUUGGUUCAUGCAAACUAGGGAGUCCAAGCACAAGUAGCCCUCCAAUUCCAUCGUUUGGUUCUACUAAUUUGGCAACAAUCACUUCAACUGGUCAUGAAAAUGGAAAUAUCCAGGGUAUGCAUUCUGGACUUCAGACAUCAAUAAGCCAGUUCAGAGAAACAUCUUAUCCAGGCCUAUCUUCUACCAUUCCACAAAGUUUAUCCACUCCAAUUGGAAUUUCAUCUGCUGCAACUCAUAGUAACCAGGCUUCCCUUGGUGAGAUCAGCCAAUCUCUUGGUCGGAUGAAUGGGCAUAUGAAUUAUAGUUUUCAGGGCAUGAGUGCUCUCCACCCUCAUUCUCUGCCUGAAGUCCACAACGGAGCGAAUAAUGGUACCCCUUACAAUGUAAACAACAUGGCACAAGUUGUCAAUGGAAGCAACUCAAGAACAUCCGAGGCUGUGGAUGGUAGACAUCUCCAUAAAGUGGGUUCUGGUAACCUCAAUGGACAUUCAUUUGAUCGUGCGGAAGGAGCUCUUGGGUUUUCAAGAAGUGGAAGUUGUUCUGUCCGCGGUCACCAGUUAAUGUGGAAUAAUUCAAAUAACUUCCAUCAUCAUCCAAAUUCUCCUGUUCUAUGGACAAGCCCAGGAUCAUUUGUAAACAAUGUUCCAUCUCGCUCCCCUGCACAAAUGCAUGGAGUACCAAGAGCACCAUCAUCGCACAUGAUUGAGAACGUGCUUCCCAUGCACCAUCACCAUGUGGGAUCGGCACCAGCGAUCAACCCAUCACUUUGGGAUAGGCGUCAUGGCUAUGCAGGGGAAUUGACAGAAGCACCAAAUUUCCAUCCUGGUAGUGUGGGAAGCAUGGGGUUUCCUGGUAGUCCUCAGCUUCACACCUUGGAGCUUAAUAACAUAUACUCUCAAACUGGAGGGAAUUGCAUGGACCCAACUGUGUCUCCUGCACAGAUUGGUGGCCCAUCUCCUCAGCAGAGGGGUCCAAUGUUCCAUGGAAGGAAUCCUAUGGUUCCCCUUCCAUCCUUCGAUUCACCUGGUGAACGGAUGAGGAGCCGAAGAAAUGAUUCAAAUGCUAAUCAGUCUGAUAAUAAAAAGCAGUAUGAGCUUGACAUUGACCGCAUUGUUCGUUGUGACGACUCCCGGACUACGCUGAUGAUAAAGAAUAUCCCCAACAAGUACACCUCAAAGAUGCUUCUAGCUGCAAUCGAUGAAAAUCAUAAAGGGACUUAUGAUUUUAUUUACCUGCCAAUUGACUUCAAGAAUAAAUGCAAUGUAGGCUACGCUUUCAUCAAUAUGACCAAUCCUCAGCAUAUCAUUCCAUUUUAUCAGACAUUCAAUGGCAAAAAGUGGGAAAAGUUUAAUAGUGAGAAAGUGGCAUCACUUGCUUAUGCCAGAAUCCAAGGAAAAUCAGCUCUGAUUGCUCACUUCCAGAACUCCAGUUUGAUGAAUGAGGACAAGCGAUGCCGUCCUAUACUCUUCCACUCAGAUGGUCCUAAUGCAGGAGAUCAGGAACCAUUUCCUAUGGGUGCAAACAUCCGAGCCAGAUCAGGGAGGUCUCGAGCUUCCUCUGGCGAAGAAAGUCACCAGGACAUCUCAAUCACCUCGGGUAAUUGUGACACUUCUUCCAAUGGAGUUGAUAUUACAGGGCCUACCAAGGACUCUGAGUAACACAACUACCCUGGAUCACUAACCCCCUCAAAAGCCCAAAUCAUAACUUUUGCAACGUGAUUUCCGUUUCCCAGUUUCCGCCCUACUUUGUUUUUCCUUUUUUUGGUAUGACCCCCAAUCUGUAUUUAUUAACUUCCAAGAUGUGGGUUACCGAAGACUCGGGUAGAUUGCUGCAACAUUUUGUCCCUGAUGGAAACAUGGAUAGACAGAGAGGGUGCUUGCAGUUUCCCCUGAACCUACCAUUAUCGUAUUAACCCGAAGGCCGAGAAAGGUGAAAGGCGCAGCGGGAGCUUCCAGAUUUUGGUCACUUUUUAAGAAUGCAUUAACCCCGUGUUGUAUAGCAGUUUGCAGUAACUGUGCUGAGGGGAGAGAGAGAGAGCAAGGAAGAGACAAUUUACAUCAGUUUUUAGUGGUGGUGUGGAGAGGAAGUCUUUCCCUGCAUUUUCUUUUGGAACCUUUUUUCUGGCGUCUUCGUCUAUUAUGUUCCAUUCUGAGUUGGAGAGGGCUCCUCUUUGAAGUUGUGUGCAGAGGAGUUCCAAUUUUGUCUUCAGGGAACCUUGACCGUAUCUAUCGACCAUCCUAUGUAAAUCUACAUCUCUAUAGUAUUUGUGUGCCCUCUGUUGUAUGGCCCUCCUGAU